This is a messenger RNA of Girardinichthys multiradiatus, 1901 nucleotides long. Its product is annotated as sialic acid synthase-like. The record is from RefSeq and is a predicted model, not a curated record. The coding region runs from base 135 to 1214 and encodes 359 amino acids. Lineage: Eukaryota; Metazoa; Chordata; Actinopteri; Cyprinodontiformes; Goodeidae. The transcript is spliced from 6 exons. Gene Ontology annotation, biological process: carbohydrate biosynthetic process. Gene Ontology annotation, molecular function: N-acylneuraminate-9-phosphate synthase activity.
GGCGGAAGUAGUUCCUGAAAGCGAAGCACUUCUCUCGGGGGUCCAUUAGGCUGCACUCCAAACUGAAAUCAUAUCCAGGUGUCCUUUAAACGUUGCCUCCAGCAGUAGCAUUAGUUUCCUUCAGCACCACCGAGAUGCCGCUGCAGUUUGAGCUGUGUCCCGGACGGAUGAUCGGAGGGAACCAUCCGUGCUUCAUCAUAGCUGAAAUUGGGCAGAACCACCAGGGAGACAUGGAGAUUGCCAAGAAAAUGAUUAAAAUGGCAAAGGACUGCGGUGCUGAUUGUGCCAAAUUCCAGAAGAGCGAGCUGGAGUACAAAUUUAACAAACGUGCCUUGGAGAGACCAUACAACUCCAAGAACUCCUGGGGAAAAACCUAUGGUGAGCACAAGCGCCACCUGGAGUUCAGUCAUGAGCAGUACAGGGAGCUGCAGAAAUACGCCUCAGAGGUGGGGAUCUUCUUCACAGCCUCAGGGAUGGACGAGAUGGCAAUAGAGUUUCUCCAUGAAAUCAAUGUGCCUUUCUUCAAAGUAGGAUCUGGAGACACCAACAACUUCCCCUAUCUGGAGAAAACAGCCAAGAAAGGCCGUCCGAUGGUGGUGUCCAGUGGGAUGCAGUCAAUGGAGACGAUGCGUCGGGUCUACAAGACGGUGAAGCAGCACAAUAAAAACUUUACCAUUCUCCAGUGCACCAGUGCGUACCCUCUUGAGGCUGAAGAUGUCAACCUCAGAGUGAUCACGGAAUACCAGAAGGAAUUUCCUGAUAUUCCCAUCGGGUAUUCUGGUCACGAGACUGGAAUCAGCAUCUCUGUGGCAGCUGUGGCUCUGGGAGCGAAGGUCAUUGAGCGUCACGUAACCCUGGACAAGAAGGCGAAAGGAAGUGACCACGAGGCCUCACUGGUACCAUCUGAACUGGCUGAGCUGGUUCGCUCCAUCCGUCUGGUGGAGAGGGCACUGGGAAGUGGCAUCAAGCAGAUGUUGCCCUGCGAGAAGGCGUGCCAUGACAAAUUGGGCAAAUCCGUGGUGGCCAAGGUGAAGAUCCCCAAAGGAACAGUCCUGACUCUGGACAUGUUGGCGGUUAAGGUGGCCGAGCCCAUGGGUGUCCCAGCAGAGGACAUCUUCCAGCUGGUUGGGAAGACUGUGACGGAGGAGGUGAAGGAGGAUGAGAGCCUCCUGUCUGAAGUGGUGGACAGCUAUGGCAAGAAGGCAAAGUCUUAAUCAUAAUAAAUGCUUGAAGCUUGAUAAAAAUAAAAAGGCACUUAUUUCAAGAGGUGGGUUUCUUUUAUUCAUAAAGGGAUAAUCUGGAUGUUGACAUGUUAUGUUUGGGGAUUAAUUUUUCCUUAAGUGGGUGAAUUUGUGUCGUUUACCUCAUGUAUAAUCAGCAAUCUUCCAAAUGUUUUAUGAAUGAAUCAUAAUUUUCUUUAUUCUAAAAAAAAAAAAACACGACAUUUUCAGAAAGUGGCCUUAACAUUAGAACUUUCCUGGCCAACUUCAGCUCUGUGGUCAGGGCUUUCAGAAGCUGCACAACCACCAGGUGGAGCUGUUAGGAAGAACAUUCAUUGCACUGAACCUUAACCCUCUGCUGCAAGAAGAAAUAAGAAAUCUAAACACAUGGAGAUGGAGAAGCUUUGAUCAUUUCAUUCAGACUGGUGAGAUCAGAGCCUGGUAGCCCAGCAGUCUUUGUGCCGUUUAUGCAGCUGUUCUGGGUGUGACCAAAUAAACACAGCCGCUUGUUUUUAUUCUGUGUGUGUGUGUGCCGCUGGUUCUCCUGUUGAAGAUCUCGGGCUGAAAGCAUUCUUUCUUUAUGUCAGACACAAUAACUUACAGAAUAUGUUACUGACACAUUUGUAUCUGAUUUGUGACAUGUUCUUAUAGAAAAACUUUCAAAUAAAGUAAUAAAACAUU